Messenger RNA from Plasmodium berghei ANKA, 495 nucleotides. RefSeq names its product CRA domain-containing protein, putative. NCBI's taxonomy places the organism in Eukaryota, Apicomplexa, Aconoidasida, Haemosporida, Plasmodiidae. Bases 1 to 495 code for a protein of 164 amino acids. The transcript has 2 exons. The record is from RefSeq and is a predicted model, not a curated record.
AUGAAGCACAAAUUGCAUACCUUUUUUGUUAUCAUAUGCUUAGUCGUAGUAUUGUAUUGUGGUGGUAUAGAGGGAAAACAAAAUAAUAAUAUAAAAAAGGAUAUGUGGAUAUCCCGAUUUUUUACUCAUAAAAACGGCAAAUAUGCGAGAAAUGAAAAAACAGUAGAAAACGCGGAAGGUGGUAAUAAAAACAAUGAAAUAUUAGAUGAUCUAUAUAAUGAAGAUAUAGAUGAGGUAGUCAAAAAUAUCCUUAAAAGUGAAAAUGUUGAUAUUCAAACUUUGAAGAUUAUAAAAGAACUUGAUAAAAAAAAAAAUGAAGUAAUUAUUGCCAAUAAACAAAAAAAUUUAUAUAAAUCUGGCGCAUUUGGUAUGAGUGUAAUAUUUCUUAGCUUUGCUUUGCGUGAACUCGCAGAACUUUUAGUAAACUAUUAUCUAGACAAACAUCAUAAUACUAAAAAUGCACUUAACCGUUUGAUUACGAACAAAUGGAAAUAA